Molecule: messenger RNA, 978 nt
Organism: Haemonchus placei
Lineage: Eukaryota; Metazoa; Nematoda; Chromadorea; Rhabditida; Trichostrongylidae
Source: the annotation of a GenBank genome assembly
AUGAUUACCGAGGCUGGUGAUGCUCUUCAUCUCUCACUCCCCCCUGCUCAUCGUCUCCUCGUUUCACUCGGGACUCCCUGGACUUCUACCAUAGAGCUUAUGAACCAUUUUCAAGAGGGAUGCGGCCCGGAUCUACUGCAUUCGAGAACGUUUCGUUCUGUUCAAAUAGCUUGUCGUAACCAGCCAUCUACCGUAAUCGCAGCAUUCGAAGGGAUACAGGAUGCCAUGUCUCAAUGCGCAGAUCGGAUGCGUUUUCAGCAAUGGGACUGCACCAAUGUUGGUCAUAUAAUGCAUGAUCCACCGAUAUUGAAAUAUGGAUAUCGAGAAUCGGCUUUGAUCUGGGCUCUGUCUUCCGCUGGAGCCGCAUGGGGAGUAGCGACAGCAUGUGCUCAAGGUUGGAUCGACGACUGUUCGUGUAUACAUGAUGGACAGCCCGGAUGGGAAUAUGGCGGUUGCUCAUACAGCGUACAGCAUGGGAUUACAGCCAGCCGCAAACUUCUCACGAGAACGCCCAUCGUUCGAACGCCAUUAAGGAGCGUCGAAAAGCAUAACCUCAAAGCAGGACGUCUUGCUGUCAAGAAGACCUUGAUUGCGUCCUGCAAAUGCCAUGGAGUGUCCGGCUCAUGCCAGCAGAAGACUUGUUGGAAAAGGACGGCUACACUCGAUCACAUCGCCGAUUAUUUGAUCGAAAAGUAUGCUCGCUCCAAGCUGCUCUCACCGGACCAAAAGGCGAAAAACGCCGAUCUCGUAUUCAUUGAACCUUCGCCUGAUCCAUGUCUACAAAUGACAACUGGUCGAGUGUGUGCAUGGCGCAACGAGACUCAUACUCAAGGCGAUUGUUCUCGAUUAUGUUGUGGAAAAGGGUUUAAGAUCACACAUGAAGUACUUCAUUAUAAAUGCGAUUGUAAGUUUGUAUGGUGUUGUAAAUUGAUCUGCAAAGAUUGUUUACAACAUCGAUGGGUGUCGACAUGCAAAUAA